Messenger RNA from Varanus komodoensis (Komodo dragon), 6010 nucleotides. It is a transcript of the gene RIC8A, whose product is annotated as RIC8 guanine nucleotide exchange factor A. Gene Ontology annotation, biological process: G protein-coupled receptor signaling pathway. Bases 3267 to 4886 code for a protein of 539 amino acids. The record is from RefSeq and is a predicted model, not a curated record. Gene Ontology annotation, cellular component: cytoplasm; plasma membrane. The transcript is spliced from 11 exons. Gene Ontology annotation, molecular function: guanyl-nucleotide exchange factor activity; G-protein alpha-subunit binding. NCBI's taxonomy places the organism in Eukaryota, Metazoa, Chordata, Lepidosauria, Squamata, Varanidae.
UCCUUAUGUACGUUACCUCUCGCUCUUGUUGCUCACAGGCCGGAAAAACGAAACUCCUGCCAGUGUGCUCCUCUCUUGAAUUGCAAGGGUCGCUUGCCAUUAUUUUGGUAGCAGGUAACCACACUUUGUCACUAGCCAAUCUUGUGCAAGCUUAGACAGAAAAAAAAUAUUCUGCAGCUCCCAGCAUUCCUCACCUGGCCAUGAUGGGAAUCUUAAGAUUUCAUUUUUGUCUAAAUAUACAUAGGAUGAUGCCCUAAAUGGCAGGAGAUCGAACUUCUGCGAAAUGGAAAGCUGUAGGAGCUUCUAAUGUACAGCAGGUGAACGUAAGAAUAUUGUUAAUGCCACUGCCUUAGAAUAUAUAAGCCAAAUGAAUGAGCUACCAUGAGAACUAGGUAUUCUUGCCAUACUCUUCCUGUUUUGGGUAGGUAAAUAUUAGCUUAAAGAAAUACAUUUUAUUAAAGUGUAGAACUAUUUUGAAAACACGUUUGUCCCCCCAAUCCAUUGAAUUUGUAAAUGCCUUUUCUUCAGCUAAAUGUAUUAGACAGUUUUCUUGGAUUUGGUACAGUACAUUUUGUUGACAUUGCUUUGGUAUAUAACGCCAAGAAAAAAAUAGGACUCCGAGUGUAAAUUGCUUACAUCACUCUGAAGUCAUGAGGUUUAGGUCAGAAUCUUAUGGGCUGAAUUCAAGAUCCGGAUUCUGUGACUGGCAGGAUUAAUCUGUUUUUUAGAGAACCACCUUUCCCCUCAGCUCAGUUGGGUCCCCUGACUUCCUAUGUAAUAUUUUCAGGGAACUGGGAAGGCUGCUGGGGGUAUGAGGGAAGAGGGAGAUCACAUCUACUACCUCAACUGUAUAUAUCUAAAUCUGGAUCCAACCCACGUAUAUUUACAAAGGAAAGCCCAGCCUUGGAAAAAAGGAGGGGCAAACCCCCCACUUGCCAAGAUGCCAGAAUGAAAAUCUUCCUGGCAAGUAAGAAUAUAUAGGUAGCCAUUCAGCAAGUCUUAUAGCUUGUUGUCUUGCAGAGCUCUGUGGUGCCAAAUUACCUGAGCAAGCAUAGCUCCCCUCAGUAAUCUGCAUCAAAUACUUUUACUACACUGAUUUAGCUGUUCAGAUAUGAAUACUUCUGAGUAACAGUUGCAUUUUAUAUUACUAAGUGGGAAUAUUACUAAUAAUAUUUUAUAUUACUAAGUGGCAACAUUUUCCCUUUUCUUGCAUCUAGCAAUCCUAGGUGCAGCAUUAUGUGAUUUGUAACUAUCACAUAACCCCCAAAGCCAAUUCGAAUGACUGACCAAUGGCUCUCGACUUUGUCUUAGGUUCUGAGCAUGCAAACCCUGCAACUUCACUAUCAAGUCAGGGUUUUUCCUCCUCUAUCCUAACAGCCUGAUUUUGUUUUUUAAAUUAAUACCUAGCAUGUUUUAAAAACAAAAAAGCCUAGAGCUCUCCAAAGCUUUGCAUCAUUUUUUGUCAUAAGAAAUGUAUUACAUCAAUGUGGAUUUAGGAGUAUAUUCAUUUGGAUGAGAAAAUCAGCCUAGAAAUAUAAAGUUGAGACAAAGACAUUGGCUUAUACAUUAUUUUCUUUUGUGUAAUCCCUUUGAUGUAUCCUCAGUGAGACUUGCACAACAAAGUUAGUCUAGUCUUGCAAGGGUUGUAUUGUUGCAUUAAAAGACCAAAAUAACCAAUUCAAGAUUUUAAAAGGAUUGCACUUUCAUGUACAUCACUCAGUUUUUCUAUACUUAAUUUUUGUAUAUUUGGAGAAUAGAAGCUGAAUGUUGAUUAUGACUGAGGUGAUGUGAAGCAUAAGGAAAGUUUCAUCAGUGGUGACUCAUCCAUACAUUCAAGUUGUCACCUAAUGUGCCCAUCAAGUGAUGAAAAUGCAUGUGUGAAUCAGCCCAAAUUCAUUACAGUUUGAGUGCAUUUGCACAUUAUCUAGUGCUGUACAGUAAAAUUUAUUUCUAUAUAAGUAUACCUGGGAGCAAACCCUACUGUACUCUGUGGGGUUGCUUCUGAAUGUAUGUGUAUAGGAUUGCCCUGAAAAUAAGUAUUUGCACACACAACAGAACCACCAAGCAUUUUCUUUUAGUACACUUCAAUCAUCUUGUCAUAGAUCAAGAGUAGUUAAAAUAGUGAUAGUAUUCAUCAUUCUGCCCCACCCUGCUUAUAUCCAGACAAAAUGUUAGGGGCAGUUUGCUAGGACUGGAGCACCUUGCUGUCAAUGGGCAUGUGCUGAAAUAAAGGUCCAGGGCCCCUGAGGAUAUCUGUGGCACCUGAUCCCCCUGAGUUAGCUGGCUUUUUGCUCACAUGUGCUUCACUUCCUGCUGCCCCCCCCCCCUUGAAUUUUUCUGCCAGAGGGAUCUUUUUCCAAAAUCAAAUGCCCUCCUCUCCCCUGCCUAUCUUCCAUUUUACAAAAGUCACAGAGAAAGAGUUCAGGGCAUAUGGAAAUCAGCAUGUGCUCAUCUGUGCAUCUUUUUUGUUCUGUGGGCCUGAGUCCUGGAUCUUUUAGCUACCCAACACCACUCCUGUUUAUAUCACAUGUGGAAAUGCAAUCAUUCGGAAAAGCUUUGCAUUGCUUGUUGGAAUAGAACUAUAAUUUGUACCAGUUAUUCCUGAUUCCGUUACCUGGAGAAAAAGGACAUGAACUUGCAGACUAUCUCUCUACACAAGAGAGUUUAAAGCAUAUUUUGGCAUUGUUGCACCAGGUGGGAUUCUGAAUAACCUUGUAACCGAAUAGAGGGUUUCAUAAGUCUCUCAACUCCAAACCGAAAUCAAAAUCCAUGCUUUUGAGUGCCCUAGUUGAUGUCGCUUGCCAUUUUGACGGUUGUCGUGGAAACAAGGUCAAGAACUUAGUGCAGCCAAUCAACUGUCCAGUACCACUUCCGUAUAGUUUUGCAUUCAUUCUUUCCCAUCAACCUUGGAAAAAGCAGUAGCAGAGUUAGUGGAAGGGGUGGAUCUCCAGAGGGAUCAGUUUUUUCUCGGCAGCCUGCUGUUGUGAUUCCCCACUGCGCCCUUCGCUUUUCUGCUAGCAGGAUUUUCCAGUGUGAGCACAACAAAGCUGCUCUCUACAUUGGAGGAUUCGAAGAAGGCUGCAGAGUUGCUGCAUUCAGGAAAUGAAGCAGGAAGCCUAAUCGAAAAGUGCGCGCCCAAAAGGUGGCUACGCUAAAAAGAAGCUGCGUGUCUGCAAGGCCCGUGCGCAUCUGUGAUUUUCCAGCCAGACUGCAAGGCCUCCUGCCACGCUUUGCAGCCCUCGAGGCCACCUCCACUCUGUGGAGAAAUGGCACUCCAGACCGUGCUAGAGACUGUGGAAAGCGGGGAGCAAGAUACUGUCCUCAAAGUGCUGCAGAUCUACAACCGAGAGAAAGCACAGUGUUUUACCUUUGAAGUUGAGGAACAGGAAGAAAGGAAGAAAUUGGCCGCACUCCUGAUCAAGUUCUUGGAGAGAGUGCUGCAGCCAUCCUGCCAGGUCACAUGCUUGGAAAGCAUACGAAUCCUAUCCCGGGACAAAAGCUGCCUUGGCCCCUUUACAACCAUGGGAAGCUUGAAGACACUCGCCAGGCAUGCUGGGAUUGAUUACACAGAGGAGCGGAUGCUAGAGGUACCAGACCUGGAUGUCAUCCUGGAGGCACUUAAGUGCCUAUGCAACAUUGUCUUCAGCAGCCCCCAGGCUCAGGAGGUGGCCUCUGAAGCCCGGCUUGUGGUGGGCCUCACAGAUCGCAUCAAACUCUACAACGAGAGAAAUCUCCCACAUGACAUAAAGUUUUUUGACUUGCGACUUCUUUUUUUGUUGACGGCACUCAGGGUGGACAUCCGACAGCAGCUUGCACAGGAACUCCGGGGUAUCAGUCUCAUGACAGACACCCUGGAACUUACCCUGGAAGUGAAGUGGAUAGACCCUCAUGAGGUGGCUGCUAUGGGGAAUCCUUCCCUACCUUUACCUCGGCAGGAGGCAGAGCUUGCCAUGGAAAUCCUGAAGGUCCUCUUCAAUAUCACUUUUGAUACCAACAAGAGAGAGGUGGAUGAGGAAGAUGCUGCUCUGUACCGACGCCUGGGUGCCCUCCUUCGGCACUGCCUGAUGAUUUCGGCAGAUGGUGAUGAUCGGACAGAAGAAUUUCACAGCCACACAGUCAACCUGCUGGGCAAUCUGCCUCUCAAAUGUCUGGAUGUCUUGCUGGCCCCCAAGGUGCAGCCGGGCUCCCUUGAAUACAUGGGAGUCAACAUGGAUGCUGUCAACGUUCUGCUGGAUUUCCUUGACCGGCGUCUUGACAGGGGUCAUAAACUUAAGGAAAGUUUAACUCCUGUGCUGAACUUGCUGACUGAGAGUGCCCGGGCCCAUCGUCAGACAAGGAAAUUCCUUAAAGCUAAGGUACUCCCUCCACUGCGGGACGUGAAAAAUAGACCAGAGGUGGGGAACUUGCUGAGAAAUAAACUCGUGCGCCUCAUGACUCAUAUUGACACAGAUGUGAAGCACUGUGCAGCCGAGUUCCUCUUUGUGCUCUGCAAGGAGAGCGUGGCACGGUUUGUGAAGUACACUGGAUACGGAAAUGCCGCUGGGCUUCUGGCAGCUCGAGGCCUCAUGGCUGGAGGGCGGACAGAAGGAGAAUACUCUGAGGAUGAAGACACUGACACAGAGGAAUACAAAGAAGCAAAACCCAACAUUAACCCUAUAACUGGACGUGUGGAAGAGAAACUUCCUAACCCAAUGGAAGGGAUGACAGAUGAGCAAAAAGAGGUUGAAGCAAUGAAACUGGUGAACAUGUUUGACAAACUCUCCAGACAACAGAUCAUCCAACCCAUGGGAAUGGGUCCAGAUGGCAAUCUAACCUCUCUGGAAGAUGCUGUUCAUCAGAUAGCUGAAGAGAGGUUAUCAUCCGACUCCGACUUGGAAUUGGACUGAGCUAAGCUCUCCUAGUCCUUAAAAACCUAUGGACCCUCUACUCUCCUUCCAUCACAGAUGCUGUUUUGGAAGAUCAGUCCAAUCAUGGGCUGGAUCCCCAUGCCUAGACUGGUAUAUCUGUUUUUUCUCUAGCCAUGUAACAGUUCUGCCCUUGAGAACUUUUUACAGCUUGGUUUUUUCCUGCUCUCAUUUCCCCUCAGUCUCUAAGUCUUGCAUUCUUGAUGUUUUCCAAGGACUUUCCAGAUAUUUUGAAGUUUGGAAAGGAGGGAGAGGGGAGGGCAAUCUCUCAUUGUAUCAAGACAUUUUAGUAGCACAUGGAAUGCAGUGAGUACUUGUGUUCAACUAGUUGUAUGGGAAGAAUGUGUGCUGUGUGCACAUGUGUGUGUUUGCAUUGGGGAUAUGUGCCAAGCACAUAAUGUAGCAACCAUACAGUGUGGUGCUGUUUAUAAAACAAAUGGAUAUUCUAAGCAAAUAUGACUCUGUACUUGCAGAUAUUGACUGGAAAAUGUUACAGAAAUGUAUGAAUAAAGAGAAACCUGCUUUUUUAACAUGUUAUAAUGUACUGUUGGAGACACAUAGAUGGAAUGUGGGUGAAGAUCAAACAUUCUGGGCAAUUCCCUUUAAGACACAUUAUGGAUGCAUGCAAAUGUUGCAGGUAAGGAAAAAUGCAUUGUUGAAAUAGUAGGUAUAGUCGUGACAGGUGUCACAAAAUGUGUUGGGAUGGGGGGAUGUGUGAGAAAUGGAUACAUCCUUUGCUCACACUGAUUUACUUGUUGAUAUUUUCAGAUAACCUGGGGCUCUGAUCCCUACAUAACUGUGCCGUGUUUCUCAUUCUGCCAGGUUUAGUUUUCUGAACAAACAAUGCUCUUUGCACUCUCCAGACAUAAGACAGUCAUCAAUUGUUUCACUGUACUCUUAACUGUACCUGCUUCAGUUCCCAUAUUCCAAUAGCAUUGUGCAGUCACAGGUUGCUGUGAGGCACCUUCAUCCUUCACCUCGAUUUCAGACUUUUUUGUUAAAAAAAAUCACAUUUCCCACCUUGUUGCCACUUUGCCAAUCAUUUAUGAACUUAGCACAAAUGUAAAUGAAAGGUUUUCCACUAGAAUAAAAGAAACAAAUGAGAA